ACCAUCUCAUGCCAGUCAGAAUGGCUAUUAUUAAAAAGCCAAAAAAUAACAGAUGCUGGGAAGGUUGUGGAGAAAAAGGAAUGCUUUUACACUGUUGGUGGGUGUGUAAAUUAGUUCAACCCCUGUGGAAGACAGUGUGGCAAUUCCUCAAAGACCUAGAGGCAGAAAUACCAUCAGACCCAGCAAUCCCAUUAUGGGGUAUAUACCCAAAGGAAUAUAAAUCAUUGUCUUAUGAAGAUACAUGCAUGCACACAUAUGUUCAUUGCAGCAGUAUUCACAAUAGCAAAGACAUGGAAUCAACCUAAAUGCCAGUCAAUGAUAGAUUGGAUAAAGAAAAUAUGGUACAUAGAGCGGGACGUCUGGCUUCUGAGUAGUGCCAGUGAUGAAAGAGAGAAUUAAAUAUGGGUGAUGUUGAGAAAGGCAAGAAAAUUUUUGUUCAGAAGUGUGCCCGGUGCCACACCAUGGAAAUGGGAGGCAAGCACAAGACUGGGCCUAAUCUCCAUGGUCUCUUCCGGUGGAAGACAGGUCAGGCCAUUGGAUUAUCUUACAUAGACACCGAUAAGAACACAGGCAUCACCUGGGGAGAGGAUACACUGAUAGAGUAUUUUGAGAAUCCCAGCAACUACAUUCCUGGAACAAAAAUGAUCUUUGCCGGCAUUAAGAAGAAGGCAGAAAGGGCAGACUUGAUAGCUUAUCUCAGAAAAGCUACUAGUGAGUUAUAACUGGCCACUGCCUUAUAUUACAAAACACAAAUAUCUCAUGACUUUUUUAU
Messenger RNA from Pongo pygmaeus (Bornean orangutan), 772 nucleotides. Its product is annotated as cytochrome c-like. The record is from RefSeq and is a predicted model, not a curated record. NCBI's taxonomy places the organism in Eukaryota, Metazoa, Chordata, Mammalia, Primates, Hominidae. Gene Ontology annotation, molecular function: electron transfer activity; heme binding. The coding region runs from base 402 to 722 and encodes 106 amino acids. The transcript has a single exon.